GUGUAGGAGAAGGGCGACGGAGGAGAGGAGGAGGAAGCGGGAGAGGACACGAGGAGCGGCAGGCGCCGAGCGACAGGCGAUCAACAGCGUCGUUGUCAUCUUCGUCGCCGUCGUCGUCAUCACGCAGGCAGCAAUGGCCGCCACCGUCAACGGAGUCGGGCUCGAGGAGCUGAGAACCGAGAUCGAGCGUCUUUCGCGCGAGCUCGACUUGGCCUCUACCGAGAAGAUACAAUCGGCGCAAUACGGACUCGCGCUGCUCGAGGAGAAGUCGGCCCUACAGCAACGGUGCAACGACCUCGAGGCGCUCUACGAGAACACAAAGCACGAGCUGGAGAUCACGCAAGAGGCGCUAGCAAAGUUUCAGACAACUACAAAAAUAACAGCGAAGAGUGGCAUCGAGCAGGAGGAAAGUCUUCUUAGCGAAAGUGCCGCACGGGAAACAUCUUUGCAGUCGCAGAUCAUCGAAUUAGAGAACGAAACGAAACAGUUGCGACAUGAAUUGGAACGAGUCGAGGCAGAGCGUGAUCACGCGCUGCAGGAGCGCGAAGAGGUCGGGAAGGAUCAUCAGCAAGCAGAGACGGAGCGCAAGUCAUUGCGAACAGAAUUGCGGGAGUGCAGGUUCCGCGAGACCCGCCUGCUCCAGGAUUACUCUGAGCUGGAGGAUGAGAAUAUCUCUUUGCAAAAACAAGUGUCCGGUUUGCGGUCCAGUCAAGUGGAAUUCGAGGGUGCCAAACAUGAAAUUCGACGACUUACAGAGGAGGUCGAGUUACUAAAUAGCCAAGUGGAAGAACUAACAAAUCUGAAGAAAAUAGCGGAGAAGCAAAUGGAAGAGGCAUUAGAGUCUUUGCAAGCCGAGCGCGAGGCCAAGUAUGCAUUGAAAAAGGAACUGGAUCAAAGGAUCAACAGCGAAUCGAUUUACAAUCUUAGCAACCUGGCGCUUUCCAUUCGAGGUAUUACGGAAGAUCAAACAAUAUGCAGCGAUGGAGAGGACGACUCACCUGCGCUGCGUAGAAUCGAAGCAGAUCUGAAGACGCAGGAACCGGGCACGUCCGCGACUGACAAACAGGUUGAUCUCUUCUCUGAGAUUCAUCUGAAUGAACUGAAGAAAUUAGAGAAGCAGUUGGAGCUCGCAGAGACCGAGAAAGCCCACUUGACACAAAAUUUACGCGAAUCACAAUACGCGGUUGAGAAGAGUCAAGCGGAAUUGCAAUCGUUCGUUGCACGAAUAGUGCAACUAGCAGCGCAUGUGCAAUCGCUUCAUCAUCUUCAUUCGAAACUGCCGGAAAAGCAGAACGAAGAGACGACGUUAGAUAAACUCAAUCAGGCCGUUGUGCAAUAUCAUCAGUGGAGCACCAUGUCCGCUCGCGAGAUCAGUCAGUUGCAAAAGGAUCUGGCAGAACUGGAGAAUGGUUUAACCGUAUCUGACUCCACGCAGCAACUAAGAACGGAGCUAACGAAUCUAAGAAACAAAAUACCCGAGUCAGAGAAGAGCCUUCGAGAAAAGCUCUUAGAUACAGAACAAAGGAGCAUGCAACUCGAGUCGGACGUGUCCACUCUGUCGAAACUCACCGCUGAAGCGGGCGGUUUUCUUGAUUCCGCUCAGAACGACCUACAGAAUCUCUCCGACGAGCUCGCGCAACUUUAUCAUCACGUGUGCACUGUUAAUGGUGAGACGCCAUCUAGAGUUGUGUUGGAUCAUGAGAAAUCAGAAAUUAUUCCUGAGAAAGAGGAGGAAAAUGGUAAAAUGGAUUGGUGCCGAACUUUGUUCAAGACCGACAUUAAGAUCAAAGACCUAGAAAGUCUUAGUAAAGCGAAAGAAAUUGCAAAGCACAUAGAGACCGCGAUGGAUCAAAUAAAACAUCUCAGAAAUGCCGUAGAGCACACGAUCGAACUAUCGAAAGUCAAAGGGAUGCAAUCCAAUGUUUGCAAUGUUUGCGAGGCUUCUGUCAAUGAAAACAAGGCGGACGUAACGGAUCUCCAAGAGCAAGUUAUAAGAUUAAAAGCUUUGUUAUCUGCUAAACGAGAACAAAUUGCUACGUUAAGGACAGUGCUUAAAUCAAACAAAAACACGGCGGAAGUAGCGUUAACAAAUCUGAAGAGCAAAUACGAGAACGAAAAGAGCAUUGUUAACGAAACAAUGCUCAAAUUAAGAAAUGAGCUUAGGAUGUUGAAGGAAAAUGCCGCGACAUUCUCGAGUCUGCGUGCAAUGUUCGCUGCACGUUGCGAAGAGUAUGUGACGCAAGUGGACGAGCUUCAGCGGCAGCUCGCCGUAGCGGAGGACGAUCGGAAAACGCUGAACCAACUGCUACGCCUGGCAGUGCAGCAGAAACUCGGUCUCACCAUGAAACUCGAGGAGCUCGAGGUCGAUCGGGAAUUACGCAACACCAGAAGACACGCCGCCGGUGCAAACGGACGAGGUAGACCGCGACUGUCUCAACAGACGAACCGUCCCCACUUAGGCAGAGAUUUCUUCUAGAAAAUGAUGAAGAUGUGGAGUAAAAUAUUUUGAGAGAAGCGAGGAUUUUGAGAACCUUUCGAAUUUUUCUAUUGCUCGUUGUCAGAUCCGCAUCUCACGGGUCUGAAAGACUAGUGAGUAUACAAUUGACUUCUUCGUUAGAGAGAACGUCCGCAGUCUCGUUAUCCGUAAUAAUCGGUUCAUCGCAUUAAAUUCUGCGAAUACGUAUUUUUACAAAGAGAUGGAUGGACACGGUGAGUGCUCGGGAAAAUAAAACGGAAAAAAUGAAAGAAGGAAACGAUGACGCCGUCCUCACUGAUACGGAAGAGAGAAUUGCGCUCGGUGAAACGGGGGAAGUAAGGACUGCGUUUUGAAGGCUUCGAAAUGUUUAAUUUCACAUCCCACGGAUUUUUGCUCCAUAUCAUAGAGUCUCUUCAUGGAGCUCUGCCUUGUGUUACCACUAUUGUUAAUAGAAGAAUUUAGGAUACAAAGGAGUUGUAGGAUACACUUUCGUUGCGGGCGCCCCGCCAUUUGCGGAGUCGCUGCGUGCGCGUGUUUAAUGCGAAUUAUAUGUUCUACGACAAUGCGCGUUCAGCCGUGUCAGAUUGUUAAGUGCAUUAGGAUUGGCGCGAGCGUUCCAUUGAUAUACUCUCGGUCGUUUGUAUUAUAUAGAGCACACUCCACGUUUCAGACAAUGCGAUUCGUCGAGCUCUGUCACUGCUUCAGCACGCUUAUUUAUUAAAGUUUCACGGUUUAAAUGACUCAAAGAGCAUUUCGUUAAAAUCUUUCGUUGGUCUGUAAUGUAGCAUAAUAAUUGUUUCUGGAACAUCUUGUUGGACGAAAAGCGUUACGUUAAACGAGGCAUGGCGUGAGAAACGCAUACUGUUAGGUAGAUUUGUGAAAAACGGAAGAACGGUUCGCAUACCAUAGAGACAAUAUUAAAUAUCGCGCGUGAUCGGUAGCAUUUAUAAUCAAAGUAGCGAGAUGAAAUGUCGUAGGCAAGUAGACUUGAAAAUUUUUAAACGAUAUAGUCGAGUAAAAUAUCCACGAUAUAGGGGACCCACCUUCCAAGUAGCACACCUCAGGUCACUCGCCAUAGACACUCGGAUAUAGCCUACUCACGCUCGUUUAUUUUUGACCGACAAUUUUUUUCUCCAAUAGAAAUCAUUUUAUCGUAGAUCGAUAUUCAUAAUCAAUUCUUAUAUUUAAGAUCGUCAGAGACAGGUCGUUUUUAAAAUCCUGCUCAGCCAAUGAAAUAGUCAUAUAACAUCUUAAGCUCGUACUAAGAUGAUCUUAAAUAUGAAAAUUGACUAUGAAUAUUGAUCCUUAUACAUUGUCGAAUCGCAGAAAUAUUUCAAUACACUGGAAACUGAACGACUCGUGCCGCUUUGCAUCUCGAACAGAAAAUAGACGAGUUAGAUACGAGAGGCCAAAAGAUGAAGAAUGCCAUUUAUUUUAUUGCAAAAAUGAAUUUUAUAGAUUUUAAACUUAGCACAUUGUGAUUCUAGGCAACAUAUUUUUCUGUUCGAGCCGCGAAACUAGUUGUUCCGAAACCAAAGUAUUGCUCAUCUUUUAUUAUUGAAAAUUGGUAUAUUCUUUCUCAUUGUUAACUACACACUCGCAACGUGUGAUAUCACGUUCUUUCGUUUUAUUAUAUUCGAUUUUAUUAUAUAAACGGCCUAAACGGGCUCUAGAUCAUUUACGUUAAUUUCUUAUUAACGUAAGCAGCUUGGCAGCUUGUUAAAUCCACUCCUAUCAUUCAUUAGAAGUUGAUUAUUAAAUUUGAUGAUUGUAUUAGGUGCAGCUAUCCAACGCAGAUUUCAUCACUUGUUAAGUUAUUUUUAUUUAUAUUUUUAUGUGUAUGUUUUCUAUUGUUGCAAGGCGCUUUGCAAGGCAAUUUUAAUACUUUAUACAUAAUCGUCGCUGAUCUCGUUCGACGGGAUUACGCAUACGAUUUUUUGUUUUAACAAGACAAAAGAAGGUGCACGAGAAGAGCUCUAAUUACACUUCUAUUGAUUACUAUCUUGUACCUUUGCGAGAGUGUAAUUAUUGUGAUAAGUGUGCUCAGUGCAUUUCGCGGGAUGUCCUUUUACUUUGAACAUUCUAUAGACAUGGCAUCUCUCUUUCUAAGUAAUACACGUAUUUAUUAUGACUUGUAAAGAUCAUUCCAAUUAAAAUAACUAAUUAUAAAGAAAAAUCUAAUCAUGUUUUUGCGAAUAUUGAUUAUUAUUAUUACUAUAAUAUUAUGUUGCAAUAUGCACACGAUCCAGAAACAUAAUAUGGAGCAUCCCGCAAAUAAAUAUGUAUACAAUAUAAACGAUCAUAGAUUGUCUUCAAUCAAAUUUGUUAUUACUAUUACUAUUGUCUUUAUUAUUAUUAUUAUCAUCGAUAUUAUUGCAAUUGUAUAUUUAUUCUUGUAACUAUUGUCAGCUUCGUCGCGGUAAGACAAAUAUCUAAAGAGAAUUUAUCGAUCGUUCAUCGAUUAUAUCAAUCGAUUGAUCAGUUGUCGCUAUUAUAUUGUAUCUAUAAUCUUGUAAUUAUUGCGUCACCUGUGUCUAUGACGCGAAUCGAAAUACUAUUUCCCAUUUUAUACGAUCCGACGUCGAUCAUGUUCUUCCGUAUUUCGGAAUAAAGCGUUUUUUUCAGAUUUUUAUUU
This is a messenger RNA of Pogonomyrmex barbatus (red harvester ant), 5111 nucleotides long. It is a transcript of the gene BicD, whose product is annotated as Microtubule-associated protein Bicaudal D. The record is from RefSeq and is a predicted model, not a curated record. Gene Ontology annotation, molecular function: dynein complex binding; cytoskeletal adaptor activity; dynactin binding. Lineage: Eukaryota; Metazoa; Arthropoda; Insecta; Hymenoptera; Formicidae. Gene Ontology annotation, biological process: microtubule anchoring at microtubule organizing center; regulation of microtubule cytoskeleton organization; protein localization to organelle. Gene Ontology annotation, cellular component: Golgi apparatus; cytosol.